AUGGCGUCCAGGCUGCUCACCCGGCAGCUGGCCUGCAGCCUCCAGCACAACUACCGCCUGCUCAUGCCCGGGGCCAGACACAUCAGUCAGGCCUCAGCCAAAGUCGAUGUGGAGUUUGAUUAUGACGGGCCUCUGAUGAAGACGGAAGUCCCAGGGCCUCGGUCUCGGGAGUUAAUGAAACAGCUGAAUAUAAUUCAGAACGCAGAGGCUGUGCAUUUUUUCUGCAACUAUGAAGAGAGCCGAGGCAACUACCUGGUCGACGUGGAUGGCAACCGGAUGUUGGAUCUUUACUCACAGAUCUCCUCUGUCCCCAUAGGUUACAGCCACCCUGCUCUCAUGAAACUCCUCCAGCAGCCUCAGAAUGUGAACACAUUCGUCAACAGGCCUGCCCUCGGCAUCCUGCCUCCAGGGAACUUCGUGGAGAAACUCAGGGAGUCCUUGCUCUCGGUGGCUCCCAAAGGGAUGUCCCAGAUCAUCACCAUGGCCUGCGGCUCCUGCUCUAAUGAAAACGCCUUCAAGACCAUCUUCAUGUGGUACCGGAACAAGGAAAGGGGUCACUCGGGGUUCUCCAAAGAGGAGCUGGAGACCUGCAUGAUCAACCAGGCCCCAGGGUGCCCUGACUACAGCAUCCUCUCCUUCAUGGGCGCGUUCCACGGGCGGACCUUGGGUUGCUUGGCGACCACUCACUCCAAAGCGAUUCACAAGAUUGACAUCCCUUCCUUCGACUGGCCCAUUGCACCGUUCCCAUGGCUGAAAUACCCUCUGGAAGACUUUGUGAAAGAGAACCAACAGGAAGAGGCCCGCUGCCUAGAAGAGGUGGAGGAUCUGAUUGUGAAAUAUCGGAAAAAGAAGAAGACGGUGGCGGGGAUCAUUGUGGAGCCCAUCCAGUCGGAGGGCGGGGACAACCACGCCUCCGAUGACUUCUUCUGGAAGCUGAGAGACAUCGCCAGGAAACACGGCUGUGCCUUCCUGGUGGAUGAGGUCCAGACAGGAGGGGGCUGCACCGGCAAGUUCUGGGCCCACGAGCACUGGGGCUUGGAUGACCCGGCUGACUUGAUGACCUUCAGCAAGAAGAUGAUGACGGGGGGCUUCUUCCACAAGGAGGAGUUCCGGCCCAAUGCUGCCCGGUACCCUCAGUUCAUCAGCCGAGCGAGAGGACGAGGCACCUUCUGCUCCUUUGACACUCCAGAUGAAUCCAUACGGAAUAAACUCAUUUUAAUAGCCAGAAACAAAGGUGUGGUGUUGGGGGGCUGUGGCAACAAAUCCAUCCGUUUCCGUCCUACCAUGGUCUUCAGGGAUCACCACGCGCAUCUGUUCCUCAAUAUUUUCAGCGACAUCUUAGCCGACUUCAAGUAA
This is a messenger RNA of Trichechus manatus latirostris (Florida manatee), 1356 nucleotides long. It is a transcript of the gene ABAT, whose product is annotated as 4-aminobutyrate aminotransferase. Bases 1 to 1356 code for a protein of 451 amino acids. Gene Ontology annotation, molecular function: pyridoxal phosphate binding. NCBI's taxonomy places the organism in Eukaryota, Metazoa, Chordata, Mammalia, Sirenia, Trichechidae. Gene Ontology annotation, cellular component: mitochondrion. Gene Ontology annotation, biological process: GABA catabolic process. The transcript has 14 exons. The record is from RefSeq and is a predicted model, not a curated record.